GGAAUGGGGACACUGGCAGCAACUUGAGACAUAUUUUCUUGCUGGCAACGUCAUUAGCUGUCUGCUUUGCAGAGCCGCUUUCAUCAAUACAAACGAGCAAGUGGUUUUUUUUCAGGUUGCAGCUUGGGGAUCUUUAAAUUAGCGGGCUUUUUCCAAUCGGUUACUCUUGUUACACUUUUUCACACUAUAUUCAUCAUGGUUCUUUUCCAAGCGACUAAGCCUUACAAACCUGCUCCUCCUAUUAGUUAUCAUGAAAUGCUAUUCAGCAACAAGCACAGAACCCCGGCAGAGCAGCCGAUCUACAUUGAUGCGGCUACCAAGCGAACCGUUACCUAUGGAGAACUUCAAACUUUGAUCAGACAAUACGGAGCCGGUCUCUACAAACAAGACAUGCAAGUUGGUGAUGUGAUUGCAGUCUGCGCUCCCAACUCGGUGGAUUAUGCAGUUUUGUUCCAUAGUAUUCUUGCUUCCGGCGGUAUCAUGGCAGCCCUUGACCGUGCCUCGGAUGAAAAAGCCAUUUAUGAUGACCUUGAGACGGUGGACGCACGAUUCGUUGUCGCCCACCCUUCGACCCUUGACAAAGUUCUCCGCGCAGCAACCCGAUUUGGUAUUCCAAAAGAGCGUAUUUGGCUGCUCGGCGAGCCAUCUUUGGACAGCGAUUUCCAGUCGGUCAAUCAAGCGUUGCUGGAUCAUGAUGACAUUUUGAAAGAAUUCCCGACAUUUACCCCCGAUGAACUCGAUGUUACACCAGCUAUGCUCUAUUUUACAUCCGGCUCAACCGGAAGAAAAAAGGCCGUGAACUUAUCACACCGUGUUGUAUGCACCAGUAUCACCCAGCGUGAUUGGUGGAUGCCUGGUACUCGCAAUAUUUCCUUUACCGAAUUCCAUCACGGAUCGGCUUUGAUGAUCACCUUUUCGUUGGCUGUUUACAGCGGAAUCCCUACUUAUAUCAUGACCGAGUUUGAUUUCAAAACCUUUUGUCGGUUGGUGGAAGAACAUGCCAUCACCUUUGUGGCUCUGCAACCAUGGAUCGCGGCUAAAUUGGCCAAGGAUCCCAUUGUGGACCAACAUGACUUGUCUUCGCUUAAUUUUGUACUUUCGGCUGGUGCGGCAUUGGAUCCCGCUAUUAUGAAAGCGGUUUACCAACGCCUCGGUAUCAAGAUUUUGAAUAUGUGGGGUAUGACCGAAGCCCUGGGUGUCAUGUUAUGUAGCCCGGAUGAAUCGGCGCAAGGCUAUGCGGGAAAAUUAGCUCCAGGAUUUGAAGCUAAAUUGGUAUCCCAAGAAGGACAAGAACUUGAUGUUGGUGACACUGGUGAAUUAUGGGUCAGAGGCCCUACAGUUACACCUGGAUACUACCGAAACCCAGAGGCUACUGCCAAGGCAAUUGAUUCCGACGGGUUCCUGCAUACAGGCGAUAUUUUCAAGGUGACCAAUGAUGGUUACUUUGUCUUUAUGGAUCGCGAAAAAGAUUUAAUCAAAUAUCAUUUAUACCAUAUCAAACCAUCUGAAAUUGAAACUGUCCUGAUCAAGUUACCUGAAGUGGCCGAUUGUGCUGUGAUCGGCGUCUACAACUCGGAUCAAGCGACGGAACUUCCCCGUGCUUAUGUUAUGUUGGCGAAUGGUUGCGAGUAUAAAGAGGGCAUGGAAAAAGAGAUUCAGGACCAUGUCGACAGCCAGCUCGCGGACAAAUACCAUCUUCGCGGCGGUGUUGUUAUCAUGAAAGACUUACCACGCACCACCACCGGCAAAACCAAUCGACCAGCCUUGCGUGAGAUAGCUCGCAACGAGGCAGUAGUGGCUGUAUAACUGACGCUACCUAAUUGGCCUCCAUUCUUACGUUUUUCUCUUACAACAUUAUGCAUAUAUUAUGAUGUUACCAUAAUAAGAUGUAUCAAAAGAUUUCACAGUG
This is a messenger RNA of Radiomyces spectabilis, 1909 nucleotides long. RefSeq lists its product as uncharacterized. The transcript is spliced from 9 exons. The record is from RefSeq and is a predicted model, not a curated record. NCBI's taxonomy places the organism in Eukaryota, Fungi, Mucoromycota, Mucoromycetes, Mucorales, Radiomycetaceae. Bases 196 to 1806 code for a protein of 536 amino acids. Gene Ontology annotation, biological process: secondary metabolic process. Gene Ontology annotation, molecular function: CoA-ligase activity.